Molecule: messenger RNA, 1786 nt
Organism: Amborella trichopoda
Lineage: Eukaryota; Viridiplantae; Streptophyta; Magnoliopsida; Amborellales; Amborellaceae
Source: RefSeq, a predicted model, not a curated record
GAGUAGAAAGAGGAGGGAAAGCGCAUUAACACCGUGCCUUCUGCAAUCCCACUCGCAAAGAAAGCAAGACAAAAACCUCCCACCCAAAACAAAGCAAGAACCCACCCCUCCCCACCCACUGUGAAGAGAGAGAAAGGGGAGAGAGAAGGAAGAAGCCCCAUCUGUGAGCUCAGAGACAAGAGAGAGAGCGAAACUAGAGAGAGAAAGGAGGAGGAGAGAGAAGCAAGAAGCCCUACUUCUUCGCUCUUCUAUCCAUAACCGGACGAAGCGCGAGCAAUUAAGGAUAAAAGUGCAGAUGCUUGCUUUGAGAGAGAGCCCAGUAUUACUCGGAGAUUGGGAGAGAAAAAAGCUCAUGCGGUUGCUUACAGAGGGAGAGAGUCCAGCGUUUGACUCGAAGAUUGAGUAGAGAGAGAUAAAGAAAACCCAUAUCCCUUGCUUCAGUUUUAUAGAGAGAGAAUAGAGAAUAGAGCAGGGAGGAAGCCCAUAUACAUGGUUGAGAGAGAGAACCCCUAAUAUUCCCUGCUGCAGGGAAGAGACGAGAGAGAAAAGCCACACAAUUGGCUAGACCUAGAGAAAUUUCAGAUAUCUGGCUCACAGAGGAGAGAGAUAGAAAGAAGAGGAGGAGAGAGAAAAUCCAGAUUCUGGGUCAGUGGGGAGAGAGGAGGAAGAGAUGAUGUGUAGAGAGAGAAAGAGAUGAUCAUGAGGUGCCAGCGCCACCCAAGCAAUCCUGGCGCUGUGGGUGUCUGCGCCCAGUGCCUCCGCGAGCGCCUCCUUGCCCUUCUUGCCGCGGUCUCGGCUGCCAACGGCACCACCGAUCCAGAUGUCAAAGGUGCCUGGCACAGCACAAGCAGCAGCUCAGCCGCCAGCGGCAGCAGCGCCCGCCACCUUCCUUCCCCUUUCCCCAAAUCUGUCUCCCCUUACAUUUCCCGGCCCGUCAAAGAGCGCGACCACCGCCUCUUCUAUAGCACCCCUCAGCUACAUCACCCCCCAAAUUCAAACCCCAAGCCCCGCAAAUUCUCAAUUUUGUCCUCUAUUUUUGGCCCCAAACCCCAAAUAUCCAAGGUUUCUUUCUCUGAGACGAGAGUUUCAGUUUCAGAAUCUAGGGUUUCUGGUUCGUCAUCUUCCUCCACAUGGUUUUCUUCUUUGUUUAGAAAGAAAUCUAGGUUAUUUUCAGCCGAGUGUGGCGGAGAAGUGGCGGCUCCUCCUAUUCGGAGGCGGAGGAGGAGGAAUCGAGGGCUUUCUCCUGCUGAAAAAGGAAGAGAAGAAGAAGAAGAUUUUCCUGAAUCAACGAGGGAGAGUGGAUACUUGUCCGAUUCAAUGGUGGAUAGUGCGUUUCAGGGUAAGAAGGUAGAGGAGGUGGUGGUUUCUAGACCGAGAAGAAGGGCUGCCCCGGCACCUCCUCUUCAUGGAUCGUCCGGUUUUGCGUUUUGCUUGAGCCCAUUGAUGAGGCCGAGCCCUAAGCACAGAUAUGGCGGAGGAGGGGGAGAUCAGGUGGGGUGGGAUAUGGCGCAUUCUGGUGAGCUGCGGAAUAAAUAUUUGUGUUCUUCUUCGUCUUCCUUCGUUAACAGGUCAAGGAAGCUCGCUGAUAUGGGCCGAUUUCCUUGAUCAAAGGUUUCAUUUUCAUUUUCAUUUUUUUCUUCUUCUUUUGAUAUGAGAGAGAGAGAGAGUUUUUUCUUCUCUUUUUGAUUAUGGUUAUUGAUUUCAGUUGAUGUAUAGAGAGAGGGAGUGAGAGAUCAGAGACAUGUGACAUUAAGAAUUAAAGCGGAUUCUGCUUCUCUUUCUUCCU